This is a messenger RNA of Lepisosteus oculatus (spotted gar), 6383 nucleotides long. RefSeq names its product solute carrier family 16 member 10 (gene slc16a10). NCBI's taxonomy places the organism in Eukaryota, Metazoa, Chordata, Actinopteri, Semionotiformes, Lepisosteidae. The record is from RefSeq and is a predicted model, not a curated record. Gene Ontology annotation, cellular component: membrane. Gene Ontology annotation, molecular function: monocarboxylic acid transmembrane transporter activity. Gene Ontology annotation, biological process: transmembrane transport.
UAUACAAUAUUGCAACACUCGCUUCUGCUACUGCACAAGGCGAGCGGACCCGGGGUGGCGAGAGCUGCGAGCGCCCGUGGAAUUCGGAGGAGCAGAGAGGCUCGAGAGCAAAAACCCUGCGUGGGUUUGUCCUUCGGCGUCAGGAAAUGGUGAAGGCGGAGUAGGCAAAACCUUUACAGAGCGCCGUCUUCGCGGGCAUCCAACCCUCUCCGAGAGCUUGUACCGGAGAGCGGCGCAGCAGCAGGACAGGCAGGGUCCGCUCUGCAAGGCAGACGCGGCGUGCAGCGAGAGUGCUCCCCCUCCAGGACUCACCCCCCAACAGGGCUCGGGUGCAUAUGGUGUGUGGCCGCGGAGGUGCUCCGAGACCAGCGCCAAGAUGACAGAGGGCACCGACCCCGAGCGCGCUGCCGCCGCAGGCACCAGCACCGCGCUGCCCGCGGAGGGGCCGGCGAGGAAAGCGGAAGACCAGCCUCUCGACGAGGACGGGAGUCGGGAGAACGGGGGGAGCCGGGGGACCCCGCCGGGCAGCGCCGGCGGGGCGGACGGGGCCGCCGAGCCGGAGUUCGUGCACCCCGAGGGCGGAUGGGGCUGGGUCGUGAUGCUGGCGGCCAUGUGGUGUAACGGGUCGGUUUUCGGCAUCCAGAACUCCUUCGGCAUCCUGUUCGUCUCGCUGCUGGAGGAGUUCGGCACCGGGGCCGACUCCGGAGCCUGCACGCCGCCAUGCGUCUCCCAGGACGAGGACCUCAAGUUUAAGACAUCCUGGGUGGGCUCCCUGUCCAUGGGAAUGAUCUUCUUCUGCUCGCCGGUCGUCAGUAUUUUCACGGACCUGUUCGGCUGCCGGAUGACCGCAGUGGCUGGGGCCGCGGUCGGCCUGGUGGGGCUGUUCGCCAGCUCCUUCGUCAGCUCCCUGGGCCCGAUGUACUUCACGUACGGGAUCGUGUUCGCCUGCGGCUGCUCCUUCGCGUACCAGCCCUCCCUCGUCAUCCUCGGGCACUACUUCAAGAAGCGCCUGGGGCUGGUGAACGGCAUGGUGACGGCGGGCAGCAGCGUGUUCACCAUCGCCCUGCCCUUCCUGAUGUCCCAGCUGCUGCAGCGGCUCGGCCUGCACCACACCCUGCGCGUGCUCUGCGUCUUCAUGCUGCUGCUCCUGCUGGCCAGCCUCACCUACAAGCCCCUGCUGCCCCAGCCCGGGCGGAGCAAGUCCGGCGGGAGGUGUCCCCCCAUGAGCAAAGUCUUCAACGUCAAAAUCUGGAAGUCCCUCGGCUACCGGAUCUGGGCCUUCGGGAUCCCCGCUGCGCUUUACGGAUACUUCGUGCCUUACGUCCACUUGAUGAAGCAUGUGGAGGAAAAGUUUGGCAAAGACGCCAAUAAAGAGGUCCUGCUCAUGUGCAUUGGCAUCACGUCAGGAGUGGGCCGCCUGAUCUUUGGCAGGGUUGCUGACUACGUGCCUGGCGUCAAUAAAGUUUACCUUCAGGUUUCCUCGUUUGUGGUGAUCGGCUUGAUGUCCAUGAUGAUCCCCCUGUGUGACAUCUUCGGGGGCCUGAUCGCCGUCUGCCUGCUCAUGGGUCUCUUCGAUGGCUGCUUCAUCUGCAUAAUGGCUCCCAUCGCCUUCGAGCUGGUGGGCUCUCAGAACGUCUCCCAGGCCAUCGGCUUCCUCCUGGGCAUGAUGUCUGUCCCCAUGACUGUGGGACCCCCCAUUGCAGGCUUCCUCCGCGACCGGCUGGGCUCCUACGACGUGGCCUUCUACCUGGCGGGCAUCCCCCCGCUCAUCGGGGGCGCGGUGCUGUGCUUCAUCCCCUGGGCGGAGCGCAGGAAGAGGAGGCAGCAGCAGGAGGCGGCGGGAGACACGGCGGAGAAAAUGCUGGGCGCCAAGCCCAACGGCGCCUUCCCAGUCGAGGGCGCCGGGGGAGAGAAGACGGACCACGAGUCGGCCGUGUGAGACACGCACACGCCUGGACACACACAGAGACGCAUUGGAAUUAAGUGCUAAAUAUGUUUAUAAUAUGCAUAUAUAUACCUAUAUAUUUCUACAGAAGCCUAUAUAUAUACAAUAUCUUUUUAAAACUGCUUUGUAGGAAAACCUGGGGAAACUUUUGAAGGAAUGGUGCAUAUCCGUGAAACGCCACACAAGAGGAAUUGACAAUCUCUGUAAUGUUCUCGUUAAAAGUAUCCGUUGCAGUGUCCUUUUGGUUCAGCAUGCUCCCGGCUCCGCAGGUUCGGCGCGCGUAGCCGAGGCCGGUGUCCUUUGACGAAACCAGCCUCUUUGAAGUGUUGCGGCUGAGGUCUGAACGAGGGAAUGCGUGCUUUUGGAAAAAAGGUGCUCAAUGCUCAAAGCUUCAAGCAGCUAACCGCCUGUGGAAGAAGCCACGGGCUUAGGAACAGCAGAGGUGGAUUUGGAAAAUUUUAAGAAAUAGUGCAUUUGUUUUUCGAAAGUGCGAGUCUCGUUUCUGCUGCUCGCAGUCAAGAACCAAAUAUUACACAAAACACUUUGAUGCGACCAAAGACAUGAUACUUGUUUGUACCUAGCUGUAAGUGAUGCUGACCUGGAAUUCUUUGAAUGUAAGCGUACAAGUGGGCAGCAGAAAGUGACAUCAUUUCGACAGUGUCGUUAUUUCAAAACUGCCAGAAAGCACUUAGUACCAUUCACGCGUACACUAAGAGAAACAUCCCAAUGGUCGUUGUGACUGCUCUCCUCUUUUGAGCCACUUCCUCAUCUGCCUUUCAUUCCAAAUCACUUAUUGUAUGACGUGAUCUCCUGAGGUGUCGAAAUCACCACUAUUUUCAAGGCGUUUGCACAUUAUGUAAGUUAUCUGGAAACUCGUCUUAAGCGGCAUUUCAGGACCAAGAGUAUGGUGACUUCAACGUCUGCUAGUGGGAAUAAUUUUUAAAAAGUCCUUGCAGAAGGAAUGAAGAUGUUUUUCGCUUAAUUUGAGCACUUGAUUUUCGCCAUCCGUCCUUCUUUAGUAAUGUCAGGUCUUAUCGCUAGACCCAUUUCCUUCUUGCCAUGCAGCAGGAGCGUGUAGGAGCACAGCGUAAAAAAGCACACCAGGGGGAGAGGGAUCUGGAGAAUUAUUUUUAUAAUAGAAUGAAAAACAGUUUUGUCUGAGAAGGUGCUGGGACACCUUAUACACCAUAUAAGAGAUCUUAAGCACAAGAAUUCCAGCCGGUCAACAUACGCUGCAUGGGCCACUUUAAGUGCUGUUAAAUGCAAAGAUGGACACCAGAUCCAAGAACUCAGUCUUCUUCAUACUUGUCGGAUUGUUUGCUGCUUGAUGCUUUUCAUAAACUGCUUCUGAGGGCAGAUUUACAAGGGAGAGGCGUUAGAAUCUAUAUCGUAACAACCGGUGACUGAGAGUCGUGCUGAGUGUUAAAUAAUUACUGCGAAGAAAAUCUUGUAUAUAUUUCUCUGCAGUAGGCCGACGUUCAGUCUGCUUUUCUAUGCAAUGUAAAUGCAAGUUGGCUCUGUGAUUACAGUUGAUCACCUUACAAAAGCUGUAAUCAAUCGAGGUUGUACAACAGAAUAUGCUUAGCAAGCAUGUCUUACAAUCAGUUCCAGUAAUCGUUGUACACAGAGGAUCAAUACAGGCACUGUAUUAUAAGCAAUAGUUCUGUAAACACGGCACUGAGAUAAAAACACUGAGAACUCGACUGCCGACUACUGCUGGGGAAAAAAGGUUGUUUUGUAUUGGGUUUAAUAUUAACACACAUUUGCACAAGCCUCGGCUGUUCCUAUAAAGGAAGUCAUCUUUGUACUACAAAUUCUGAAGAAAGAACCACCCCUAAAAAUCUUCAAAAUUACAUUUGUGUUUUUUUUUCUUUAUUGGUUUGUAAACACAAAGAUUUAUUGAAAAGCAGUUGAUCCUGGUCCAAUUUAAGAACAGCCUCACUUAUUUACAUAAUUUCAGUUACUUAGCAAAUUAAUGUUGUAUAAUCCUAUAACCAUGUCUGUCAUGUGUGGUUGUUGGCCAGAUUAUUUCUUUGUGGGGCAUUUCAGUUCAGUGCAUGUAUCCAUGGUCCGAGCACACUGUCCUCUACUUUUAGGUCUUACCAUCGUCAUGGAAAUUGGCUAAGGGACAACUUUUAACAUGUACAGUAAUUGAAAAUGUGUGUUCUGAAAUACUUCCUUAGUGAAGAAAGUAUUUUUAACACACCAAGUUGUAUCGACUUUUUCUUUAUUCUUUUUGAUGAGCAUUUAUAUGCUCUUAAAAGCAGAAGGCAAGCAUUACUGAAAUUGACCCGAACAAAACAUUGGGGAGUGCUAAACUGAUCGUUAACUUCAAACCAGCCAAGCUGUUUUUUAACCAAUGACAUUUCAGAGGCAGCAUUUGCCGUUUGAUCCUAAAUGGAUCCCAUAAUCCUUCCUGAGACUGAGGCAAUAUGAAAUUGCUUAUUUUCUAUACUAGAAAUGCAUAAGGUUAGAACAUUGAAUUGCAGUACCUAUAUAAAUGUUAUCGUCUGAAAAAUGAUAAUAUGCAGUGAGUUUCGUGUGACGAAUUACCUUCAUGUGUUCAUUGCCUGAAAGAUCUUUUAGAAUGUACAUUUGAGACAUAUUUCUAGUGUCCAUCUUUGAAGUACUGUUAAAGAGAUAAAUGAAUCUACUUGUUUAAUGUAAAUGAAGUCAAUGUUCUGACAUCAGUUCUGUGAGAUUUUUUUGUGUAAACGUAACAAUCGAAAGGGAGUUUUUCUGUCCUCACAGACUAGACAAAAAUGAUUUGCUCAUUUCUGUUGUUUUUUUUUUACAUAGGAUUUUAAAAGGAAGUGAGAAGUAUGUGAUUUGUGAGUGGGUAAAACAAACAUAUACAAAAGUAAUUCAUCAUUUCAUUCUAAAAAUACAUACAAAAAAACGACAGCAUUCAUGUCUGUGCUGGCAAGUUACAGUCUUCAGGUACCUGAACUCUUGUCUGGCACUUGUCAACCACACAUGCACAAGAAAGUCAUAGAGUGCUGUCGCUUUUGAAGAAGUAAUAAUUCUCAGUGGAACCAUGUCAUGAUGGCUGAAGGCCUGCAAAUCAAACACUGCCACAGAAAUGAAUUCUUGAGUUUUCUCUGCUGGAGAGCCCUCAAUCCUCAAUACUGCCUUGGGCUGAGGCAUUACAAUCUUGAGGAUUGUAACCUCGAGUCCUAAAUUAUGCAUGCAAAACAACUGAUUCCUAAUUUAUGUGAAUGUGUGUGAUCACAGCUCAUUUUCUCAUCUGUUAAAACUUUACUUGCGUAACGAAAACGUAUUCUUAACCUCACAUUGUUAAUGCUGCUGUCGUUUACAGUUGUUUUGUUUUCGUGACAGAGUUCUCAUUACCUCACUUAACGCGCAAUUCUGUUUAUACUUUCAAUUCAAGGUCGUGUCAUUUCCAGGGAGCUCCCUGACAGUCCUUCAGGAACUGAAGGGAUUGUACUGGAAAGAAACUGCCAUUUCUUUAAAAUAAAGGAUGUCCCAAGAAUUCUGAAGUGCAAACACACUUGUGAAAGAGUGUUUUAUACCACAGGUGGACCGCUUGAAAGAAUGCGAAUUGUCAUGAUUUAAAAAUAGUUCAAACAGAAUCCUCGAAGGCAUCCUGGGUGUCACUGGAAAGUAUUGUACUAAAUUUAUCUUACAGAGCUCUGCGAUACACUGAGAUGCCAAGAGAUCAGUUUCUUUGCCUUUCCAUGUGGAAAUAACUACAGCCAAGCCAACCCAAAGAGGUGGGGUGACAUUUUCACCUCGCCCAUAGACCUAUAAUGCGUAUGUCUUAAUUGUGCUGUUUUCUGAACAGAAGAGUGUGUUUACACCUAUAUUAUUUAAAGAUGUGGCUAAAUACCUAAUUAGUCAGCAUGUUGUUGACAAACAAUAUAGGAUAUUUUAAUUUUUACAUUGAGUCCUUUUUCAUUUUUCCAUUAAUGCAACCGGAAUAAACUCCAUUUGCAUUUAUCACAACUGUGCAGAAGUAAAUGUCUAAACCAGGCGUCCUGUUAAGCAUGCUUUUGUGUUAAAAAAGGUGUACAAAAACUGGAAAAAUGAAUCUAUAUCAGAGUGUUAUUAUUGCCUUUCAUGCUUUAUUUCAAGUAGUUGCGCUAGUUUGCUGUGUCUGCCAUCAUUGCGUCCUGUGAUUUAACUAAGAGGAAGAAAGAUUAAGUAUUAGCUGCUUCCAUCUUUGAAGUGAUCUUGUGUUUAUUCUUUUUCUUUGUACUCUGUUCUCAAAACCUUAUUAUUGGUUAAGUAUGUAUGUUAAGAUUUUAUAGUGUUAAUUGUUUUAAUCAUUCACUUAAACCAUUGUAUUUUGGGGAGUUUUGUUCUGUGUUCCAUAAGUGCAUGUUUUACUAUUGAUUUAAAGAUAUGCAAUCUACCAAACAGACUGAAAAAUGUAUGAUGAGACCUUUUGAACGAAGUAAAGAUAUUUUUAACUUUU